Stereum hirsutum FP-91666 SS1 is the source of this 1733-nucleotide messenger RNA. RefSeq lists its product as uncharacterized. Lineage: Eukaryota; Fungi; Basidiomycota; Agaricomycetes; Russulales; Stereaceae. The coding region runs from base 1 to 1656 and encodes 551 amino acids. The transcript is spliced from 3 exons. Gene Ontology annotation, cellular component: extrinsic component of mitochondrial inner membrane. The record is from RefSeq and is a predicted model, not a curated record.
AUGUCUUUCGUCGCCGCACGCGGCGCUGCUGCCUCUCGUUUACUAGCUGCUCGCCGACCUCAAGUACUACCACUGCUGACCCGCCGCUCAGCCGAGUCACGCAGAAAUUUGCUUAAUUUUCUUCGUCGAAAACCGAAGAAUACACCCUCUGAACUCGAACCAAUACUCUCUCAAGACGACCUCUUCCAUCCAUUUUCUCAAUCACCCUUUCCCGCUAUCCGAGCCCGCGGAGAGGCCAUACAAAAAUUAGCACCUUGCCCUACUUGUCUCUCUGAGCAUACCGGCACGCACGCACACACCAAAGCCCAACCAAAGAGUGUCAAGUUCGAAUGUCCAGAUUGUGGUUGGCCGACGCAUUGUAGCGAAGAGCAUUGGAAGGCGGAUGAAAAUCAUGCCAAGUACUGCUCUAGGCUGAGGGAGGUCAAUGAAGAUGAUCACGACUUGAGAAGUGGGAGAAGGAUACAGGAGUUUGAAUUACCAGGUCCCCAAGACACAGAAGCGGCCAUAUCAUUUGCCAACUGGGACGUCUUCUGGUAUACUCGGAAUUUCCCAUCUAUGGAUACCGAACGUUCUCGGCGACAUUCCAGCAAGUUGCUCACUUACCCCCUGACCAUCGGCUCUGUGUUACAUCAAUGGAGCCCCCUUAUGUUAAGUAACCAACGGCUUACUCCCGAGGGAAGCCGUUCCCUUGCAGCUCUCCGACUUACUCUCCAUGGACCUACUGGUACACCUGAGACCGCGGAGGCUGCAGCUGCGAAACCUCAAGUCCGUAUCUUCAUUCUCGGUGCUCGCGCCGAAUCAUCGUUACCACCACACGUCUGGGAGCAGCUCUGCUUGCUCUUCCCGGCCGGUCUCUUCCACCUCUUCUUCAUCGGUCCACAAGUCUCUCUGCCUAGACCACCAAAUGCAGGCCCCCCUCCGUCUUCAAAACCGGCUUCAUCACCUUCCUCUGCGCAGACAACCGCAACUGCAUCCGCUCAACCCUCCACAGACACUACCUCUACGGCUCAGUCGACCGUGGAAGGAACUACUGAGGUGUCCGAGGUGAAGAAAGAAGAGAAACCUGUCUAUGUUCCUAACAUCUACGAACCGCCCACUCCCGCACCUAUUGCCCGAAUGAAGCGAACGAGAGAAUCGAUCAAGCGCUAUGGCGUUCCCUCCUACACAGUCCCGUACACGCCACAACUGACGAUUACUGGCAUGCAAUGCAAAUACCGCGACGUCCACGCACAAUUCCAGGACACGUUCGAUCCCUACACGGACCUAUUCUUCCUGUUCUCUCCUGGCUUCGGAUUCCCGUCCACUUCGUCCGUGGAUGAAAUCACAGGCGAACCGCUCCUGCAGAUCGCGUCGCCUACGGACUGGGGCGUGGAGAUCCCUCUGUUGCUCGAGACGAAGUGCCCGAUUUUUGUGACCGGAUUCUCACCUGCGGAUGUGGAACGGGACGUCAAGUCGCUAGCGACCGCACCCGGGGUGGCGGGAGAGUUUGACUGGGUGAUUACGCCGGGGCCGAACACGUUUGGCAGUGAGAAGUGGGAGGUGGCGGACUUUGACCCAAGGGUGAUGGUGAAGACGAACUGGGGUGUGUGGGGCAUGCGAGGAAAGAGGAGAGAUGUGCAGGAGAAGACUUGGUUCAACUAUUUGUCGGCACCAUAGAUGUUAUUCUUUACUAUCAUACAGCCAUCUCCACUUCCAGGCAGUCGUAACGAGAUGAAGUUUGAGAUGAAAAUAUG